This is a messenger RNA of Trichosporon asahii var. asahii CBS 2479, 381 nucleotides long. RefSeq lists its product as uncharacterized. Lineage: Eukaryota; Fungi; Basidiomycota; Tremellomycetes; Trichosporonales; Trichosporonaceae. Bases 1 to 381 code for a protein of 126 amino acids. The record is from RefSeq and is a predicted model, not a curated record. The transcript has 2 exons.
AUGUCCCUCCUCCGAUCCGCCUUCCCCCGCCUGGCCCGGUCAGCGCCCAUUGCCCAGCUCGCGGCGCUGCGGUCAUACUCGGCCCGUGUCGCUCGCGAGGGCAUGGGCGAGGGCGAGAAGUCCAUCUACGACAAGCUCGACAAGCGCUUCCCCGGAAAGCAGCUCGAGGUCCAGGACGUCUCGGGCGGCUGCGGCUCGUUCUACGCCAUCCUCAUCUCGUCCCCCGAGUUUGCCGGCCUGUCCAUGGUCAAGCAGCACAAGCUCGUCAACGACUGCCUCAAGGAGGACAUUGCCGGCAUCCACGGUCUGCAGGUGAGCUACUGGUUUACCCACGUGCAAGCUGACAUGCAGCUCAAGACGAUCGCCGAGAAGGACGAGUAA